Molecule: messenger RNA, 1278 nt
Organism: Dicrocoelium dendriticum
Lineage: Eukaryota; Metazoa; Platyhelminthes; Trematoda; Plagiorchiida; Dicrocoeliidae
Source: the annotation of a GenBank genome assembly
AUGCGGCCGCGGGCUUCGGCCUUACCCGGCUCCCGGCGGCGCGGGGGGGCGGGGGGGGGGGGGGGCACCUCCCGGUCUCGGGCUCCUCCAGGCUCCCCCGGCUACGCCGUGCCGGGCGGGGGGGGGGGGGGGGGGGGGGCCCUGGGGUGUCCUAACCCCACGGGGCCUACGCUCCCAUCGGGGGGGGGGGGGCGUUUCCGAUUCUCCGGGACGCGCGGCCACCCGGACUUAACCCCCGUGAGGGGGGGGGGGGGGGGGGGGCGGGGGGGGCACUCCCCGUGGAUACAGACGGGGGGGAGGGGGGGGGGGAGCGGGGGGCGGGGGCGCGUCCGGGGGGUAGGCGCUCGGCGGGGUCUUCCUCUGGCCUCACGCGGUUCUCCUCCUGCCCCGCGGCCGGCUCCUUUGGGGGGGGGGCAGUUUUGCGGGGGGGAGUCUUUUGAGCGGAGAUCCAAUCGGUCGGCUGUUCGCGGGUCGCGGGGCAUCAUUCUCUUCGGGCGGGCAGGCGCCGGGUCGGCCGAAAAGCGGGGCCGGCCGGUCCUUAUCCGGCCCGGCCCAGGGGUGCACGUCGCGGGCCCCUCCCCCCGGCCGCGGGGGGGGGGCGGGGCGGAGUCACCGAUCGGAGGUCGCUCCCCUCAUCCCGGCCCGGGGGAAGGCCGGGUUCGAUGGGGCACCGCACGCGGCGCGGCGGACGGCGGGGGCGGAUCCGCCGGCGGGCGAGAGCGGGGGGGGGAGGGGGGGGGGCGGGUGGGGGGGGGGGGGGGGGCUUCAUCGCGGCCGACGAGGGGGGUUCGCCGACAUCCGGCCCUCGCGGUCUCCGCGGGGGAGGGGGGGGGCCCUCCCCGCGGGCACCGUCGUGAGCCAGGGCCGAACACUGCUAUUCAGGGCGGGGGUGGUGUGUUCACUGUUCCCCCUCGCCGAGGCGGCUGGGACGGGGGGGGGGGCACUCCCCCUUCCGCCCCCUAUGUCCGGCGGCUGGCCUCGCGGGGCGGGGGGGGGGGGGGGGAGGCUUCGGGGGGGGGGGGGGGGGGGGUUGCUCCCGUAGUGGCAGGGGGACACCGGGGGGAGGUUAAUCUGCUUCCGAGAGGGGCGGUUCGUCACACACGUACUGCGGUUCCCCCCGGUGCCGGGGGGUCACCGCCGGGGGGGGGGGGGGGGCAGGGUGCCCGGUCGGGGGGCGGGGCGGGUCCCUGGCGAGAUAGGGGCCCGUUCCUCCCCCACCGUCUUGGCUCCCCACAAUUCCUAUAUCCCCCAUUCCAUCACCCCGUACUCCCAACAUAA